UCCCCUUGAGUGUCUCUGUUUGCUCCAACGUCCCUGGUUAUGAUCAACCCAAAUGUUUCGUCUCGUCUGGCAGUACAAGUGAAAUGAUCCAACAGUUCGUGGAAUAUUUGGUUGAGGUCAGCCGGGAAAGUUAUGGAUUGUUGCUGGACCAGUUCUCUGACGUUUUUCGUCAAAUUGAUGAACGAAUCAAUGAGGUAUAAUUCACACGUAUUAGAUUCUUAGUAUAUUUCUUAUCCUUAAUAUUUUUUCUUAUAUCUUAAGGUAGGGGAAAACGAGGUUAUGGAAGUUGCCGCGGGGGAGGAUAAUGAGGUAAAUUAUAGGAAGGUUACAUUUACACUUAUAUUCUUUAUAUUCUAAUAUAUCUUAUGUUUUAGCAAAAUACAGAGGAACAGAUGAUAGAGGAAAUGGUGGGAUGUUUGAUGGGGCUGAAUGAUGAGGUAUAUAACAUAAGGUUUGAGCUCAACAGUGGUCUUUCCAGUGCUUACCAUAUGUGUACCUUUUAGGUGAGUGAAGAUGUGUGUGGGGUAGAUGAAGACGAAGUGGAUAAAGACGUUGAAGAGAGAGUAAGUAUCACACUCAUGAUCCAUUUUAGCGGUUGUUAUAUAGAUUAGUAGGGAUGUGCAAGUAUCUUGCUUUUUACUUAUGACAUCUUUUCAUUUAUUUAGGAUGUGGUCCAUCCUCUACUCAAACUCCAAGAUAAAUUGUCAGAAUACUUACAAGAGCUACCAAUUCUUGGAUUCAACUCUGGUAAAUAUGAUAUUAACUCUGCGAAAAACCCCUUCUUUUCACAUCUCGUCAAACACGAACAAGUUAAGUUUGUGAUAAAGAGGAACAAUAACCACAUGUGUCUUAAGACUCAACACUUAAAAUUCCUCGAUAUCACAAACUAUCUGGCUCCGGGAUUUAGUUACGAACAGUUCCUCAAAGCGUACGAGUGCUCCCAGACCAAAGGCUACUUCCCGUACGAGUGGGUCGACUCCCUCGACAAACUCAAUCAUUGCUCCUUACCACCACGCGAAACCUUCCAUUCCACUCUAUCCGGAACCGACAUCACCGAGGAACAGUAUGAGUAUUGCCAGGGUGUAUGGGACGAACAGAAUAUGACAACUUUCCGCGACUUUCUCGUGUGGUAUAACAACCUUGACGUAGUCCCCUUCCUUGAAGCAAUUGAUAAAAUGAGUAAUUUCUGGCAAGAAAGGAACAUUGAUAUGUUUAAGGACGGUGUGAGUGUGCCUGGCUUGACUAUGAAAUAUUUAUUUUCAAACAUUCCAGGCACCUACUUCUCCUUGUUCAGCGAGAAGGACAAGGAUAUGUAUUAUUCAAUGAAGGAUAAUAACGUAGGGGGCCCCAGCAUUAUCUUUAACAGGUACCACGAGAAAGAGAAAUCAUUCAUAAGGAAGGAAGAAAUGCGAGCCAGAGGAAAAGAAUCGAAACCCUGCAAGAAUGUAGUUGGUUACGAUGCCAAUGCGCUCUACUUGUGGGCCAUCAUGCAAGACAUGCCAACGGGGCAGUACACAAGACGGUUAGAGGAGGACGGGUUUAAGAAACAGUGGAGUGGAAGUCUCAUUGGAAGUAUGAUCGGACAGAAGAUAAUGUUGGCAACCCCUCUUCUAAAGUGGUAUUUAGAACAUGGUUUAGAGGUACGUUUUAAAUAUUAAAAACUU
Paramuricea clavata is the source of this 1664-nucleotide messenger RNA. The record is from the annotation of a GenBank genome assembly. NCBI's taxonomy places the organism in Eukaryota, Metazoa, Cnidaria, Anthozoa, Malacalcyonacea, Plexauridae.